AUGGAGAUUCGCCUCAAAUUCGAGGAAGAAGUUCUUGAAUUCUACAGAAAUGGAGAAAUCAAAUCUGCUCAGUCAAAGAAAAAUCCACAGAGCACAUUUCCAGUCAUCAAGUCCACUGUUGGAGGCUCAAAGGUGAAGCUUUCGCAGAAGAAAUUGGGAAGAAAGCUUCGCCUUCCCAAUUCUGGAGUUGAAGUUGGAAAAUUUCCAGUUAAAAAUCUGGACUGGAACAUCAUUGGAAUUUCUGGGCGAACUCCUUCUGGCCCAGCAAAGAAAGCAGAUCUGAACAACGAUUACAAAUUAAUUUUGGAACUGGUCAUCGCCUGCCUCGAAUGUGGGAGUGGAGGUCAUGCCGAUGACAUCACCCAGGAGAGAGCCUUCAUCAUCAAUGCUCUCAUUACCAAAACUAAGUCUAUGGGUAUUGCUUCUAAAGGAAAGAAGUAUGGAGAAAGAUACUGGCUAUACUACUUAUCCUCCAAAGGAGAAAACAUAGCCAGUGCCAGUACCACUGCAGAAGAUAGCUCAUCAGAUAAUGUCCUACUCAUCCAUAUGGCAAAGACUGCCAAAAGAAAGCAAGUGGUGUCCUCCUCUCCCUCCAUUGAAGCACCACAGAAUCUUGCCUUGGUAUGUUUGGAAGAAGAAGAAGUCUCUGACCAUGGAGAACUUCAAAGGAAGAAGAAGAGAAAGAUCAACUCUUCAUCAACAUCCAAAGAUGUCGAUUCGGAUGAGUUGAAGGAGAAGGAAACUGCUGAGGAAACCUCUAUUCAAAACCAGUGCCCUCAACAAUUUGAAGAAGAAAUCCCUCCAGUCCAAAGCCUUCCAACCUCAUCUCAGCCUCAUACAGAUGAUGCUGACAACAAAUUCUGGCAGCUCUACUAUAAUUGGAGAGCUUGGAAAGUUGGAAAUUCAGAAGAGCAACUGUUGGAUUGGGACCAACAGCUGAAGAAUGAAAAGAUUAUCAAGAAAUGCCUAGG
This is a messenger RNA of Cuscuta campestris, 971 nucleotides long. The record is from the annotation of a GenBank genome assembly. Lineage: Eukaryota; Viridiplantae; Streptophyta; Magnoliopsida; Solanales; Convolvulaceae.